UAGUCGCGGGUUACUUGAAUAGAAAAAUCAGUAGUUUUAGAAACUGUAGGAAUUGGAGAAGUAUUGAUUGAGAAUUAGGAGGGGGGAAAAAAUAAAUAAAUAAAAAAAAAAGAUAACUUAAAGUUGUCCUAAAUGGGAAAUUAAAUCAGCAUGGCGAAUUAAAGGAAACACACUAGAUCACACUGUUUACCGUUUCAGUGUAUGCUUUCUAGCUAAGCUUCGCAUUUUUAAAUGUAGGUUUAUUUUAAUUUUUGCUUUUGUAAGCCACAUAGUUGCCCAGUGUUAACCUUAAUGUCAUUGCAUGCACACUUUUGACUGUUUCCUAUGUGGUUUUACACGUGGCAUUUACCUAGGGUUUUAUCUUCUUAGUUUUCUGAUUUUAUUUUGAAAAUGUUUGGCACCAGUCAGAGGACUGUGCUGGGGGACAGUAUCCAGAAACAGGAAAAUUCGCUAUCAAGACGAAGAGAAGCUGAAAAACACACUCUGGAAAACCAGGAGAAUGUGAAUCCCAAAGCCUUAAACAGGACGGUUUUGGGAGUUUUGCAGACUAAUCAGCAGAGCAGCAGAGUCCAGUCACUACGCGCCACAAAACAGGCUGCCUCCUGCAAUGAUGAGAACUUUAGCCAGGUGCCAGUGGACAAAGUGGGAGCGAAACUGCCUGCUUUUACAAUCCAUGUGGAUGAGCCUGAUGGUGCCUGCAGUAAGAGACAAAAUGUCUUGGCAGUUAAACCGGAGUCCUACGAAUCUCGUAUAAAUCACCCAUUUGUGACAUACCUUGUGUCCCAGCAGCUGCUUCCUACCGUUGAAUGUUCUAUGGAUGUCAGCAAUGACUCUUCCAUGGUUCUGGACAUGUCUGUUAAUGAAGCAGAAGAAAAGGUGUCCACUGUAAAAGUCCCAGAUUAUUCAUUGGACAUACACAAAUAUUUGCGAGAAAUGGAGGUGAAGUCUAGGCCAAAGGCAGGUUACAUGAAGAAACAGCCAGACAUAACUAAUAGCAUGCGAGCCAUUCUUGUGGACUGGUUGGUAGAAGUUGGGGAGGAAUACAAGCUACAAAAUGAGACUCUCUACCUGGCUGUUAACUACAUUGACAGAUUCCUGUCAUCCAUGUCUGUCCUUCGAGGGAAACUGCAGCUCGUCGGGACAGCUGCUAUGCUUUUAGCAUCAAAAUUUGAAGAGAUCUACCCACCAGAUGUGGCAGAGUUUGUCUACAUUACAGAUGACACUUAUACCAAGAAGCAGGUUUUAAGGAUGGAGCAUCUUAUUUUGAAAGUCCUUUCUUUUGAUCUUGCUGCGCCAACGAUAAACCAGUUUCUUACACAAUACUUUCUGUAUCGGCAAGCGAACAGUAAAGUGGAAAGCUUGUCAAUGUUCCUAGGAGAAUUAAGCAUGGUAGACUCUGACCCUUUCCUAAAGUACCUGCCAUCUAUCACUGCAGCCGCAGCAUUCGUUUUAGCAAAUUUUACAAUUACAGGAGCUACUUGGCCAGAGUCCUUGGUUGAAUUGACUGGCUACACUCUGGAAAAUCUUGAGCCUUGCAUAAUGGACUUGUAUCAAACCUACCUCUCUGCACCACAACAUGGACAGCAAUCUGUACGGGAGAAAUACAAGGGUGAAAAGUACCACGGAGUAUCUCUUAUAGAGCCACCACAGAAACUGACCCUGGCUUGAAGACUUGUCAUUUAUUUUAUUGUAAUCCCAUGCAGACAUAUUUAGGACUUGUUCUGCCGUUUUUUAUAUUUUUAUACCAAUGUCACAACUGAAGACCAUGUUGCUUACUGGUAAUUCUAUUGUAAUUAAGAUGAAUAGAAGUGACAUUUUUUUCAAUUAAAUUUCAUUUUUAUGUGCAAUCCUACAGAAGCUCAUUAACAUCCCAAAGCAACAUAUUCAUCUCAUUACAAGAUAAUAUUGGGUUAUUUUACAGUUGCAUUGUCAAGGUUGCUGCUGAAAACCAGAUUAUAUCUGGUUUUCAGCAGCAAUGGGUGUCUGUCAAGCUGUGAGGUAUUUCCAUUAGUUCCCUAAACAUGGAAAUGAACUUGCAAUGGUGUCAGUUUGUGAAAGUUGAGGGGGCAGAUGACACGCGUUGAGUUCUGAAACCUUGUAUUAGUUUGAACAAAAUGUAAUCUAUAAUAUUGCUAUUGCCAUUUUAUGACCUAGAGACAAAGUAGAAGCAUACUGUAUUUAAUGUUAAACUAGUACAACCUAUUUCUUGUAUAGGCAAGACACUCGACCUCUACACUUUUGUACUCGUUUCAUUUAAAUGCAACCCCUUUUAAAGCAAAAUGGAGACUGAAUGGGAACAGUAACACAAGUGGUGUGAAUUACCAAUUAUAUUGCAAUAUUACCUUGUAAUAACGCAAUACAUAUGUCUUUGGCGCCAAUGAGCUUUUUUUUUUUUUUUUUGUGCAGCCCCUCCCUGUUGUAAGCAUUUAAUAAUGUUAGGAAUGUGUAUUCUAGUUGAUCCAAUUCAAACAUGUUUUAACCUGCAAAAUAAAAGUUUUAAAUUAGUUUUGUUGAAGUUUUAAGAGUGGAUUGCGGCCCCCCCCCCCCCC
This is a messenger RNA of Polyodon spathula (Mississippi paddlefish), 2549 nucleotides long. Its product is annotated as cyclin-A2-like. Gene Ontology annotation, biological process: regulation of cyclin-dependent protein serine/threonine kinase activity; mitotic cell cycle phase transition. The transcript has 8 exons. NCBI's taxonomy places the organism in Eukaryota, Metazoa, Chordata, Actinopteri, Acipenseriformes, Polyodontidae. The coding region runs from base 391 to 1668 and encodes 425 amino acids. Gene Ontology annotation, cellular component: cytoplasm; cyclin A2-CDK2 complex; nucleus. The record is from RefSeq and is a predicted model, not a curated record. Gene Ontology annotation, molecular function: cyclin-dependent protein serine/threonine kinase regulator activity.